This is a messenger RNA of Anopheles nili, 1021 nucleotides long. Its product is annotated as transmembrane protein 50B. The transcript has 3 exons. Gene Ontology annotation, biological process: late endosome to vacuole transport via multivesicular body sorting pathway; protein targeting to vacuole. The record is from RefSeq and is a predicted model, not a curated record. NCBI's taxonomy places the organism in Eukaryota, Metazoa, Arthropoda, Insecta, Diptera, Culicidae. Bases 156 to 638 code for a protein of 160 amino acids.
UUAUCAAUAAACCAAAAAUCAUCGAGUCAAGGCUCUGAAAAAACAUCACAAAUCGGAGAAAAACACAUUUGCUUGAUUCCAUCCGAAUUCGGUUUCUGCUAAAACAACGUAUAAUUAAGUUAAACAUCCAGAUUACCAGAAGUGAACUCAGCACAAUGUCACUAAUGGAUAGAAUUCGACAAAGCUAUUGGUUGGAAAACAUGCCACAAAGAACCAUCGUAGCUACUAUAAUAGCGUCGCUACUGUUUUUCACAGGAUGGUGGGUGAUCAUCGACACAGCUUCUGUUUACGAACACUCGUUCAACUUUUCGUACUACAUAUGUGGUAUUCUAGCGACGAUUAGCUUCUUCAUGGUGAACGCAAUAUCUAACGAGAUGCUGCACAGUAGCAAUGCAUGGACCGGUGGUGUACUGGGGGCGAGUGGCAUAAAGGUGUUUCUUUUUGCUGGAUUCGUGCUGGGAUUUACCUCCAUCAUUGCCGCCAUCUGGAUUAUGAUUGCAGAAUUCGCUGUUAACGAGUCACGAACCGACAAGUAUCCCGGCUACGCAUUACUCAUUCACAAUAUAUUCAUUUUCUUUUCCACGCUGAUCUACAAAUUCGGUCCUCAGAAUGAAAAUGAAUAUUUGGCUAGCUACUAAAUGGCCUUCCAUCUUAAAACCCAUCAGCUCGAGCAUAUGAAUCAUUGUUCCAUCAGCGUACAUUAUAAUUUAACCUUUUAAUCUGCUUAUCGUUUCGUAUAUUAAACACAAACGAGAGAGCGCUGUCCAACGGUCGCUGUCACUCAUAUUUAGCGUAUUCCACGGCGAAGUUGCGGUGUUUUGAUUAUUUUUAACCAUUUUUUGUUCUUAAUAAGUAUACACUCCAAAUGUUUAGUGACAAAGUGACGGAAUAAUCGAUUGAACUUCUUAAAUGGCUCAGUGCCCAAAUUCCCGAGAUUUCCAAAAUAAAUCUAUAAUGUAAAAACAAACAGUCCCAAGAAAAGAAAAAUUAAUGGAUCAAGUGUAACCAAUAAACAAGUAUC